This is a messenger RNA of Anopheles nili, 1007 nucleotides long. RefSeq names its product endonuclease G, mitochondrial (gene EndoG). The coding region runs from base 1 to 957 and encodes 318 amino acids. Gene Ontology annotation, cellular component: mitochondrial inner membrane; nucleus. Gene Ontology annotation, biological process: apoptotic DNA fragmentation. The record is from RefSeq and is a predicted model, not a curated record. The transcript is spliced from 2 exons. NCBI's taxonomy places the organism in Eukaryota, Metazoa, Arthropoda, Insecta, Diptera, Culicidae. Gene Ontology annotation, molecular function: single-stranded DNA endonuclease activity; nucleic acid binding; metal ion binding.
AUGAACUCUAAGAACGUGAUGUCUCGGUUGUUGGUACUUUCGUCCGUUGGUCUUGGUGGUUACUUGACUGGUUCGUACAUCGAACGGCGGAAACUGGCGCCGAUGAGUGGUUAUGUAAACACCGGCAAAACGAAGGAACUGUUCUGUUCUAAACCGGCGCUUCCCAUCUUUGGAACGGUGUCAGCUGCGACUCCUGUCCCUGCAGUUAGUCCAACAUCUGCGCCGGUUAACGUUAGCCGUGUCGGUCAGAUUAUGAAAUAUGGAUUUCCCGGCAUGGAUAACAUUCGGUCAUUCGAUGACUAUGUGCUCUCAUACGAUCGGAGAACACGUGUUGCACACUGGGUUUUUGAACAUCUUACGCCAGAUACAGUGAAACACAACGAUGGUGUUGACCGUGCGAAAUGUGAUUUCAAGCCAGACGAAAGUGUUCAUCCGUUCUUCCGCUCGCUAAAUACCGACUACAAGGGAUCCGGUUUCGAUCGAGGACAUUUGGCAGCAGCUGGAAACCAUCGCAUACAGCAGAAGCACUGCGAUCAGACAUUUUUCCUGUCCAACAUGGCCCCGCAGGUCGGGGUUGGAUUUAACAGAGACAAAUGGAACCAUCUGGAGCGAUAUGUUCGAAAGUUAACUAAACAGUACCCAAACGUGUACUGUUGCACGGGACCCUUGUAUUUACCACACCGUGAAGGCGAUGGCAAGCUGUACGUGAAGUAUCAGGUGAUCGGAACCAACAAUGUUGCUGUGCCCACGCAUUUCUUCAAAGUGCUAGUCAUGGAAACGACCGACGGUCGUUUGGAGAUGGAAUCCUACGUGUUGCCGAAUCAAAAAAUUGAUGAUGGCACACCGUUGACCAUGUUUCAGGUACCACCGGAAACCAUAGAACGUGCAGCCGGUCUGCUGUUUUUCGACAACGUAGCCAGGAAUAAACUGUCGAAGAUAAACGGAAAAAAACCGUAAGAAGAGAUUGUAGUCAAAUCCAGCUUAGUUUAAAAUUGACAAAAAAUACU